This is a messenger RNA of Zygotorulaspora mrakii, 924 nucleotides long. RefSeq names its product sterol desaturase family protein. NCBI's taxonomy places the organism in Eukaryota, Fungi, Ascomycota, Saccharomycetes, Saccharomycetales, Saccharomycetaceae. Gene Ontology annotation, molecular function: C-4 methylsterol oxidase activity; iron ion binding. The transcript has a single exon. Gene Ontology annotation, biological process: ergosterol biosynthetic process. The coding region runs from base 1 to 924 and encodes 307 amino acids. The record is from RefSeq and is a predicted model, not a curated record.
AUGUCAGCUGUUUUCGGUAAUCAAUCACUAGUUGAACUAGUUCGUGCUCCCUCUUACACAAAAACGUUGGCGAAUGUCUACGAGUUGCAGCCGCAACUGUCGUUUGCCGAGACGUACUGGGCGUCGUGGUACGCGUUUAUGAACAAUGACGUUUUGGCGACCGGGCUGAUGUUUUUUUUGCUGCACGAGUUUAUGUAUUUUUUCAGAUCGCUUCCAUGGAUGAUCAUCGACCAGAUUCCGUGGUUCAGAAGGUACAAGAUCCAGCCCACGAAGAUUCCAAGCGUCAAGGAGCAGUGGCACUGCUUCAAGUCGGUGCUGCUGUCGCACUUCCUCGUGGAGGCGAUUCCGAUCUGGACGUUCCACCCGCUGUGCGAGAAGCUGGGCAUCUCUGUUGCGGUGCCGUUUCCCAGUGUCAAGAAGAUGGCGCUCGAGAUUGCGUUGUUCUUCGUGCUGGAGGACGUGUGGCACUACUGGGCGCACAGGCUGUUCCACUACGGUGUUUUCUAUAAGUACAUUCACAAGCAGCACCACAGAUACGCCGCGCCCUUUGGUAUGGCCGCGGAGUACGCGCACCCUGUCGAGACCAUGACGCUUGGAUUCGGGACUGUUGGGAUGCCCAUUCUGUACGUGAUGUACACGGGCGAGCUGCAUCUUUUCACGUUGUCGCUGUGGAUAGCGCUGAGACUUUUCCAGGCGGUCGAUGCGCACUCGGGAUACGACUUCCCUUGGUCGCUGAACAAGAUUUUGCCCUUCUGGGCGGGUGCGGAACACCACGAUUUGCACCAUCACUUCUUCAUCGGCAACUACGCUUCUUCGUUCAGAUGGUGGGACUACUGUUUGGAUACGGAGGCAGGCCCCGAAGCCAAGAUCGCCCGAGAGGAGAGGAUGAAGAAAAAUGCUCUCAACAAAGUCAAGAGAAACUGA